AUGGAGCAAGAAAACCACAAUGACAAUGAUGAGCACAUCAUCGACAUUACAAGCGAUGAAGAUUCUUCAGCAGUAUCGUCUUUGGACGAGGGAAGCUAUUCUUCAUUAAGCUCGUCUCCGUCUACGGAUGAAGACGGUUCAAGUUCAUCUACGCGAGGCUGUGAUAGUUUUUGGAAUACAAUGCAAUUACUAGUUACUUUGGUUCAGAUUGUUGCAGCAUUAGUAAUAUUGACUCUGGCAAAAGAUGAACAUCCACACGCACUUUUGUUAGCAUGGCUCAUCGGUUACACUUGUGGCUGUGUUACCAUUGCGCUUCUUCUUGUCCAAUCGUGUGUCCGCAAAUAUAACCAAGUUGGGGUUUACUCAAGGACGAGAAUGGAUGGGGUGAUGGAGGUUUUGAAGAUAGUGGUUGAAUGUAUCUUUCUUGUAUGGUUAAUCUUGGGGAUUGUAUGGAUUUGUGAUGCACACUCAUCUCCUUCUGAUGCUCCUAAACUUUACAGGUUCAACUCUCAAUCAUGUCCCAACAAAGAUUUUGUUAAAUUAAUCCUAAUUGAUUAA
This is a messenger RNA of Capsella rubella, 558 nucleotides long. RefSeq lists its product as uncharacterized. Bases 1 to 558 code for a protein of 185 amino acids. Lineage: Eukaryota; Viridiplantae; Streptophyta; Magnoliopsida; Brassicales; Brassicaceae. The record is from RefSeq and is a predicted model, not a curated record. The transcript is spliced from 2 exons.